CCAAGCUCAAAACAGCUGAGCGAACCACUGAAUUUUAGUUUUGCCAAAAAUUGCCAACGACAAGAAUAUAAACAAAAAUAAUAAAAGGCCGAUUUAGUCAAAAUGAGCGCACUCGACAGCGACAGCUGGAGUGUAGACGAAACGGUGGCGCUCAUUGAUAUUAUGAAGUCGCUUAAAGGGCUGCACGGACCCGGCAAAUGGGAUUGGCAGCGUGUGGGCAGACAAAUGGCCGAAAGCAAAUGCUGGCCUAAAGGACACAGUCGGAGCAUUUCGGAAUUGCGGGAUAGAUUUAUGAAAUUAAGAAAUGAUUACAUUAUGGCAAGUUAUCGCAAUCGUACCUGCCAAUAUUUCAAAUAUCUGAAUGAUCUACUGGGCGACGAGCUGACAUCGCCCGAGCAGCAGCUGGAAAUGGAUGACGAUGAAGCGCAGCAAGAGCUGCAACUGCAUUCCGAGGACGACAUUAAAAUGGAGCAGAAAUAUGAGCAAAUGCAGCAGAUAGAGUUCAAUGAGGAUAACACGAAUCGUUUGAAUGGCUCGGCGUCCAAAAUGCCGCUUCGUUGCAAGUGGGCAGAGGGCGAGGUGGAAACUCUGCUGAACAUCAUAAUUACUCAGAAGCUACAGACGCCGCUGCUGCGCAAAAGGAAUGCCAAAGUAUUUAAGCUGCUCGCUAGGGAAAUGGCGAAGCGCAACUUCAUCAAGCGGCCGGACCAGCUGAGAGUCAAGUACCAUCAGCUGCGUCGGCAGUAUGCGAAGGCGAAGGACGGUGGAGAGACGUUCGAGCAUUACGAGGAGAUGCACGCAUUGCUCAAUGGCUCGCUGCAGCAUGGCGAGAGCAGCGCCGGAGAGGGAGAGAGCGACUCCAAUGACAGCGGCGAGGAGGAGGCGGAUGUGGCCCUUGGCACGGACAGCGAAUCGGAAGGUGCCUUAGUUCGUGCCGCGAUUCCAUCGAAUGCGCGCGUCAAGUGGGCGGAGGGCGAAGUGGACAUCUUCCUGCACAUCAUCAGCAGCAUGGGACUGCAGUCUGCGUUGCUGCGCAAGCGCAAUGCCAAGAUCUUCAAGCUGCUCUCCAAGGAAAUGGCCAAGCGUUCGUUUGACAAGGCGCCCGAGAAGUUGCGCAUCAAGUUCCAGCAUCUGAGAAGGCAAUACAACAAGGCCAAGAAUGGCGGCGACACCUUCGAGCACUACGAGGCCAUGCACCAGCUGCUGAAUCCAGUGAAGAAGCCGGACGCUGAACCCGAAGCGAACUACAGCAGCGGCAGCGAGUCCGACUACAUUUACAGCGACGAAGGCGACGCGGAGACAUCCAGGAACAAUCGUCAUCCGGAUACGUAUUAUUGGUCCGAUUACGAGGUGGACGCCUUUCUGGCCAUCAUCAAGCAGCAAAAUCUGUUCCGUGCUCUGGAUGGCUCCAAGAAGCGCAACUUCAAGACUCUGGCCUACAUAUCGAGCCUCCUGGCAAAGCAAUCCUAUCAGCGCACGCCGCAUCAGUUGCGCAACAAGCUGCGAUUGUUGCUGCGGCGCUAUCGAGAGGUGAAGAAGGAAGGCCUGGGGAAUGUGCGAAUGCUGCCACGCCACUUCGAGAUGCUCGACGAGCUGAUGAAGAAGCGUACGAGGAAAGCAACAGCAAGUGAAAAUGUGGCAACCAGCGAAAUGGACGUGUCCACCAAGACGGAGGCGACGCUGGAGAGCGACAGUGAAGGCAGCAGCUCCGGCUCCAGCUGUGAUCUGUUGCGUGCCGUCGCCGAGAGCGAGGAUUUUGAGGAUUCAUUCGAGAUGCCGCCAGAGCCAACGCCCCUCGAGGUGCUGACCAGCAUCAGCGAGGGGCAGAAGAAGCUGCUCUCCACCCUCAAGGAAUCCCAGGAUCGUUUUCUGCGCGAGCAACGGGAAAUGCAGGCGCACUUCCUGCAGGAAUUGUCGAGUGUAAUGCGCCAGGAGCGAGAGGCAACAUUCCGCAUGGUUAAGGAGCUGCUGAUGCAGCAACCCAAGUGACUGACUAACUGUUAAUAGUUAAGCUAAUCUAUAUAAUUAAGAGUAGGAAAAUAAAAACAACGGCACGCAA
This is a messenger RNA of Drosophila navojoa, 2059 nucleotides long. RefSeq lists its product as uncharacterized. Lineage: Eukaryota; Metazoa; Arthropoda; Insecta; Diptera; Drosophilidae. The record is from RefSeq and is a predicted model, not a curated record.